Molecule: messenger RNA, 1254 nt
Organism: Rhododendron vialii
Lineage: Eukaryota; Viridiplantae; Streptophyta; Magnoliopsida; Ericales; Ericaceae
Exons: 8
Coding region: 108-905 (265 amino acids)
Biological process (GO): translation
Cellular component (GO): mitochondrion
Molecular function (GO): ribosomal large subunit binding
Source: RefSeq, a predicted model, not a curated record
GCUAGCGGAUCCUAACCCACAACUCGUGGCCGUCAACUACGCCUUUAAUUUACGCGGUGAGAGGGUUUAUCAAAAACCCUAGAAGAACACUCGAAGAGUCUUCAGAAAUGGCGAUCGCACUGAGACGCGCUCUGAUCUCUUCUCGCUGUCUCUCUCUCCUCCUUCGAACGUCUUCUCUCCGCUCUCCUCAUCAUUCGCACUUUCUCUCCUCUCCCGAUCUCUUCAACUCUUCUGCUUCUCACACAGCCCCCAAUUUCCCGGCCAUCAAUUUCAUCGGAGAUAGCCGCAGAGGUUUCGCCAAAGGAAGAAAAUCAAAGGGUGAUGAUGACGCAAACACUGUUGAGAUUGUGGAUAUUGGGCCUAGUGUUAAGGCAACUGCAGUCUCGCUUAUGGAAGCAGCGGUUGACUCACUCUCUCGAGAACUAAGCAAACUUCGAACUGGGAGGGCAUCAGCUGGAAUGCUUGAUCAUAUCAUUGUAGAAACUGGUGGUGUUAAGAUGCCUCUGAGUAGACUGGCUGUUGUCUCUGUGAUCGAUUCCAAAACAUUGUCCGUAACUCCUUAUGAUCCAAAUGCCGUAAAAGAAUUGGAGAGGGCCAUUGUUUCAUCCCCAUUGGGUUUAAAUCCUAAUGUAGAUGGCCAGAGAUUGAUUGCACCUAUUCCUCCAUUGACUAAGGAGCAUAUGCAGGCUUUGUGUAAGGUGGUCACCAAAUCUUCAGAAGAUGUCAAGCAGAGUAUAAGAAGAGCUCGCCAGAAGGCAUUAGAUGCAGUAAAGAAAGCGGGUGCAAGUUUCCCAAAAGAUGCUGCCAAAAGAUUGGAGAAAGAAGUUGAUGAAUUGACUAAAAAGUUUAUCAAGUCGGCAGAGGAUAUGUGCAAGGCAAAGGAAAAGGAGAUCGCUGCAGGCUGAGUGGUCCAAACUUUCAUGAGUACCGAUUCCUCUUCAUUUUGAAGGAUUACACCCAAAGUUCCGCCUUUGAAAAUUUUCAGAUCUCCUCAUUAUUUGUAGCUUUGCGGAAGCUAAAAGCGCUAUGAGAGAGAUGGUUCCAUUUUCUCAGGAUGAGAAGCUGAACUAAUUUUGUUUUUUGCAAAAAGAGUGAAUCACCAUUGCAUACUGUCAAUGACUUCGAUGUAAAGGUAUGCAGGAUCGGUGUGACGUUAUCGUUUGAGAAUAUCAUCAAUUUGGAAACAGGAAGCCUGCUGUGCUUUCAGAAUAUACCUUCUUGGAAUCAAUUUUUAUAAGUGUGUUUCAAGUCGAA